Messenger RNA from Glycine soja, 927 nucleotides. RefSeq names its product auxin-responsive protein SAUR15-like. The record is from RefSeq and is a predicted model, not a curated record. Gene Ontology annotation, biological process: response to auxin. The transcript has a single exon. NCBI's taxonomy places the organism in Eukaryota, Viridiplantae, Streptophyta, Magnoliopsida, Fabales, Fabaceae. The coding region runs from base 257 to 643 and encodes 128 amino acids.
UUUUCAAAAGGACAACAUUCCCCCUUGUACUCUCAUUUGUCUAUGAUCACCUUCUACCUUCUUCUUUGCUCUUACAUACACAUUCCUAAAUCUAAAUCCUCCCUUCAACUUGCACAAUAGCCAUUCCCUCAUCUAUACACAAAACUCCCCUUCCAUAUUCUCAAAGACCCUUCGGCGCUUAAUUUUGUUUCAGAGACCACAGGUAUCUUCUACAGAAGACAAUUUUAUAUAUGCUUAGUUUAGUCUGAAUUGCAAAAUGCUAGGGAAGAAGAUGGUAUCAUUGAAGAAACUAGCCAAAAGGGUUAAGGGUGUUGGAGGAGCUGAUCACUCUGACCCUCCAUACCAAGAAUGUUUGCUAAAGGGGUAUGAGGAAGGUAAAGAAUCACCCUCUAGCACAACCCCAACAGGUUUUUUUGCACUUUAUGUUGGUGAGGAGCGUCAGAGAUAUGUGGUUCCAACCAGCUACCUCUCUCACCCUCUAUUCAAGAUGCUGCUGGAGAAGGCCUACAAUGAAUUUGGCUUUGCACAGAGGAAUGGCCUAGUGGUGCCAUGCAGUGUUUCCACAUUUCAGGAGGUGGUGAAUGCUAUUGAAUGCAACAAUGGCAAGUUUGACUUGGGCAAGAUUUUUGAAGAUUUUGCUUAGCUAGAGUGCACAGAAAAACGGAUAUCAUGUCAUGUGCCUUGCCUUGUUAAUUAAUUAAUUUCUUCUUUUGUUUCUUUGGUUAGUAGUGUUGAAAUGCAUCAGAACUAUGACCUCUUUGUUGGUGGGUUAUAUUUAUUGGAUGUUGUUCUAGCCAGAAUUUAGAACAUAGGUCUUCAUGAUGGCUAGCUGAGUUAGCUUUAAUUUCAAUUAGGAUUUUGAUCUGACAUGUAAAUUAGUUUUUGCCUGUUUAAUAGUGAACUAUAUAUCAAUAUUUUUAAAGUCUA